CUCUGGGCUGGCGCGCCCCCAUUCCGCUCCGGAUCCACCCCUCCUUGGGGGUCAUUUCCAUCGGGGGUUACCCAGGCCCCCCACCCCUCGUCCACCCACAUCGUCUGGACCUGUGGCUGACCCCUGCGCGACCAUGGUCCAACCUCAGACCUCAAAGGCUGAGGCCCCGGCGGCCAGCGCCCAGAUGGAGGACGUGAUGGACACGCUGACCUCCCUGCGCCUCACCAACUCAGCGCUGCGGCGCGAGGCCUCCACCCUGCGCGCUGAGAAGGCCAGCCUGACCACCAUGCUGGACAGCGUCAUGACCGAGCUGACCCUGCUGCGCACCCGCGCGCGCAUCCCCGGCGCCCUGCAGAUCACCCCGCCCAUCUCUGCCAUCAGCUGCAAUGGCUCGCGCCCCCUGACCACGCCGCCCACCUCCCUGCCCGAGCCCUUCUCGGGAGACCCCGGCCAGCUGGCCGAUUUCCUGAUGCAGAUGGACAGAUUCAUGAUCUUCCAGGCGUCCCGCUUCCCCGGCGAGGCCGAGCGCGUGGCCUUCCUGGUGUCCCGCCUGACGGGGGAGGCCGAGAAGUGGGCAAUCCCCCACAUGCAGCCGGACAGCCCUCUGCGGGACAACUACCAGGGUUUUUUGGCGGAGCUGCGGCGGACCUACAAGUCCCCGCUCCGGCACGCGCGGCGCGCGCAAAUCCGGAAGACUUCGGCCUCCAACCGGGCGGUGCGUGAGCGCCAGAUGCUCUGCCGCCAGCUGGCCACCGCCGGCACUGGGCCCUGCCCGGUGCACCCCGCCAACGACGGGACUAACCCAGCACCAGCCCUGCCCACGCGAGCCCGCCACCUCUGAGCACCGGCCUUCGUCCCGGUCGCCUCUGCAGGCCCUCAGGUAGCAGGGCACUUGCAUCGAAGAGGAGGAAAUCCGAAGCACAAGAGCAGCGCUUUGGGGACAAUGUCCCUCCAGCUUCUGCCAUCCCAUUCCAGAGGGAGCCCGGCCUCCCCUCCAUCACGCACACCGACAACAACACCUCCACCCUUCCCGGUUGUCUGGGCUGGUUGUGUACCCCAGGAUCAGCCCCUGCCCCCUUUCUGUGGCUUGCAACUGACCCCAGCUAUCCUAAUGACUGCCAUGCGACUUCUCCCACUAGGGCACUCCCAGAACAGCACGUCACCCCUGUGCCCUGGGCUCCCUGAGGACCUGGGGCUGAGGGGAGCCAGGUUGGCCAGGCUGGAAGCCCACUGUGGCCCUGAAGACUGGGGCAUGACUUCCUGCCCACAGGGGCACACUGCCUCUCGGUCACUGUACAUUUCAAGGGGGCCUGCAGGCUUCAGAUCUAAUAGGCCAGUCCCUCUUGCCACCCAGAACCACCUUAGGGUGCAGGGAAAGGGUGAGUCUGCUGCCAGGGGCACCUCUGCCUGUGUCCUCACCCCCUCGCUGUUACAGGUGGUUCCAUCUGGCAGACGCAGGGGCACCCCCACUUGAGACCCAUACAGGCCCAGGGGACAUGAGUGUCUCAGUCUCCCUCCCUGGGGAUCCAUUGGGAAUGGCCACAAGCUGUCCAUGUUGUGUGUGCCCCAUCCCUCCUGCCUAGUUGGGACCUGUCCCUUUUGUCACCCUUACUUCUGUAGCGCCCAUCCCAUCUCUAGUCCAAAGCCUCUCCCAGUGUGCUCUCCCAACGCCCACUGCCUUCAGAUUCCACCUUUGUACAAGAAAGGCGGUUCUUGUACAUGACGCCGUUGUUCUAACAUGCUGGCACCUAGUCCUAAUUCUAGGGGACAGAACUCUUCCUCUUAGUGGUAGGCUGCCCUGGUCCUAUUCCUGAGGGUGACCAAUAAGCUGCUUCCUAAAGGAGGCAUGGCCAAGACCUUGGGGUGCGGAUGCCCCACUAUAUUUCAAUGCCAAGUGAACACCAUUCACAUGUCUUCCUGGGCCCAGGCUUCAUCUGAACCGGCCCCAAUGGUCCUGGCUGGCUGUCCUAGCCCAAAGACGUGUCUGGGGCUCUCCCUGGCUGGGACCAAGACCCAUCCCUCAUCCUAAGAGUCUGGCUGAUUCUGGGCAGGGUGGCUGCAUCUCCAAAGCAACCAUGGCCCCUCGAGGCCUGGGAGGUGCUUGCUGGGGUGCAUGGACCACCUGUGCAUCGUCUACUCCAUUAGCCCUACUGCCCUGCAGAACAAGUGCCUGAACACAGCCUCAGGCUGCCCUGAGCCUGCCAGCCGAGGCUGCUUGGUGCAACACGGUGCUCACCAGGCUGCGAUGCUGGGAGGACGGCUGGAGGGGAGGUGGGGACCUCUGAUGGGCGGGGCACAGCUCGUUCAUUCCCACUCACCUGUGCUGGUAGGACUGAGCCUGCUCUGUGGGGGCCUCGGGAAUGGAGGUCGGGUGCGGCUGGCCUGCAGGGGUCCCACCCAGUGGGGUAGGAGCUCUGCUCUGGUGCAUACUCUGGGGUGCCUACAUGGGUUUCAGGAGGUGGGAGCAUGUUGGUGCGUGGUGCAGUGUGUCAGGGUCGCACUGCUGUGCCCACAAUAGUGAGGGUCACCCCACCAAGGCUGGCCACCCUCCUCGCCCUCCUGCACUGACUGCAGUGAGGGGCCCAGGUCCACC
Molecule: messenger RNA, 2593 nt
Organism: Echinops telfairi (small Madagascar hedgehog)
Lineage: Eukaryota; Metazoa; Chordata; Mammalia; Afrosoricida; Tenrecidae
Gene: RTL6
Product: retrotransposon Gag like 6
Exons: 1
Coding region: 134-841 (235 amino acids)
Source: RefSeq, a predicted model, not a curated record